GGUUCCCGGCGCGCCCUCGCGACCCCGCUCGGUUACCGGGCAACCGUGGCGCCUCCGCCUCCUCCUCCUCCGGGCCGGCCCUGACCGAGGCUCUCUCUCCGCGCCAUUUUCAAACUGCCCCUCAGCCGGCGGCGGCGGCGGGGGCGACGAGGCCCGCGGGCGAUGAGGCGGCGGCGGCGGAGGCCGGGACUGCCGAACUUUAGUUUCUGGAUGUGAGAAGAGCUGAGACCGGAAGACAAGAUGACCACGGCUGCCGAGAGGAAGUACGCUAACAUCAGGAAGAGGCUGGACCAGCUCGGCUACCGGCAGGCUCUGGCCAUGGAAUCUUUGCCGCUGGUGGAGAAGCUUUUCAGUGACUUAGUUCAUACAACAGAGAGCCUUCGGCAAGCAAAAUUAUCUACUGUGAAAGCAGAAAAAGAAAGCGCCAAUUUUGAUUUUGUGUUGGAGCCCUAUAAAGUGGAAAAUGCAAGAUUGAGUAGGGAAAAUAAUGAAUUAUACCUGGAGUUGAUGAAAGUGCGCGAACAUUCAGACCAGCACGUAAGAGACCUGAAAACCACUUUGAAGAAGUGCGCACGGGAGACAGCCGACCUGAAGUUUCUUAAUAACCAGUAUGUUCACAAGCUCAAGCUUUUGGAGAAAGAGGGCAAAGCUAAAAAUGAAAAGAUUCAGCAACUUCAAGAAAAGAAUUUGCAUGCUGUAGUACAAACUCCAGGCGGCAAGAAAAGAAGCAUUGCUUUCAGGCGGCAGCGCAUGCAGAUUGACGAGCCGGCGCCCCCGUCUGAAGUCAGCUCUUACCCAGUCCCCCAGCCGGAGGACCCCUACAUCGCAGACCUGCUGCAGGUGGCUGAUAACAGGAUUCAAGAACUUCAACAGGAAGUCCAGCAGUUGCAAGAAAAGUUAGCGGUGAUGGAAAGUGGAGUGAGAGACUAUAGCAAGCAGAUUGAGCUGAGAGAACGAGAGAUAGAACGGCUGUCCAUGGCCUUGGAUGGUGGUCGCUCCCCUGAUGUCCUCUCGCUGGAAAACAGAAAUAAAGCCAACGAAAAGCUGAUUGCUCAUUUAAAUAUCCAGGUGGACUUUCUUCAGCAAGCUAACAAGGAUCUGGAAAAACACAUCCAAGAGCUUAUGGAAACCAAGGAAACCGUGGCCACGGAAGUUGUUAAUUUAAGUAACAAAAAUGAAAAACUCUGCCAGGAAUUAACUGAAAUAGACCAGUUGGCACAGCAGUUGGAAAGACACAAGGAAGAAGUGCUGGAGACUGCCGAUAAAGAACUUGGGGAAGCAAAGAACGAGAUUAAGAGAAAGCUCUUUGAAAUGAGGGAUCUCGAAGAAACAGUGGCAAAACUUCAGCUGGAAUUAAACUUAUGUCAGAAAGAGAAAGAAAGACUGAGUGACGAGCUGCUUCUGAAGUCAGAUCUGGAAACGGUUGUCCACCAGCUUGAGCAAGAAAAGCAAAGACUGAGCAAGAAAGUGCAGAGUUUCGCAGUUUCAGAACGAGAACUCACUUUGGAAGUUGAGAGAAUGAGGCUAGAACAUGGGAUAAAACGUCGAGACAGGUCACCUUCCCGUUUAGAUACAUUUCUGAAAGGUAUAGAAGAAGAACGAGAUUAUUAUAAAAAAGAGCUAGAAAGACUCCAACAUUUAAUACAGCGAAGAUCUUCCUCUACAAAUUAUGGUGCACGUGAAAAAGCUCCAGUAUUUAAAACACAAGAAAAAAGUGAUCACAACUCAGAACUCCAUCUGAUCACAAGAGAAAGAGAUGAGCUUCAGCGUAUGCUGGAAAGAUUUGAAAAAUACAUGGAGGACAUACAGGCCAAUGUGAAAUUAUUGACGGCAGAAAGAGACAAACUCAGUGUCUUGUAUAAUGAAGCUCAGGAAGAGUUAUCCGCGCUCAGGCGGGACUCCAACCAGGCCGCCGUCUCCAGCAAUAUCGUUAGUCUCAUGGAGAAGGAGAAGGAGCUUACAGAGUCCGACCUUCGAAGAGUGAUGGCAGAAAAUGAAACUUUGAGAGAAAAGUUAAAUAAUAUUGAAGAAAUGAAUGUUUUUGAAAAAUCAGAAUUAGAGAAAACUGUUGAUCAUUUGGCACGUGUUAAUCAUCAGCUUGAAGAUGAAAAAUACGAACUAAAAUCUGAAAUGUUACUAAUGAAAGAAAAAAUGGAGUCAAUAGAGAGCAGAUCAAAAUACCAAGCUCAGAAACUUUUCCACGUGGCUGGCGACUCUGCUCAUCACAAGUCAGAGAUGCACUCCCUCAAGAUAGUAAAUGAGCAGCUAGAGCGGUCACUUGAUGACUAUCAGCACCGACUCGCCAUCAAAAGAGGUGAACUGGACUCAGCCCAGGCACAAAUUAAAAUACUGGAGGAAAAGAUAGAUAAACUAAACCUUAAGAUCAGUUCGCAGGAUGAGGAGGCCCAUGUAAUGAAAAAGACCAUUGGUGUCAUUGAUAAAGAAAAGGAUUUCCUUCAGGAGACUGUAGACGAAAAGACGGAAAAGAUGGCGAAAUUGCAAGAAAACCUAGCGAGCAAAGAAAAAGCUAUUGCACAGAUGAAGAUAACUGUCUCAGAGUUUGAUAAAUCUAUGAACCAGCUAAAGGAAACCUUGAGUAGCCGAGACCGGGAGGUCAGCAGCCUCCGGCGCCAGCUGGACGAGGCCCAUAAGGAACUUGAUGAAGUUGGAAGAUCCAGAGACAUGGCUUUUAAGGAAAACAGAAGGUUGCAGGAUGAUCUGGCGACAAUGGCAAGAGAGAACCAGGAAAUCUCAUUGGAGCUGGAAGCAUCAGUGCAAGAAAAAGAAGAAAUGAAGAGUAGAGUUCAUAAUUAUAUAACUGAAGUGUCGCGCUGGGAGAGCCUGAUGGCUUCUAAGGAAAAAGAAAACCAAGACUUGUUAGAUAAAUUCCAGAUGCUUCAUAACCGGGCUGAGGACUGGGAGGUGAAAGCCCACCAGGCGGAGGGAGUGAGCAGUUCCGUUCGGCUGGAGCUGCUUUCUAUUGACACGGAGAGGAGACACCUUCGAGAAAGAGUGGAGCUGCUGGAAAAAGAGAUCCAGGAGCACAUGAGUGCACAUCAUGCCUACGAGUCCCAAAUCUCGUCAAUGGCAAAAGCCAUGUCCAGACUGGAGGAGGAGCUGAGGCUGCGGGAGGACGAGAAGGCCGCAGUGCUGGGUGACCUGUCCUCCCUCCGAGAGCUCUGCAUCAAGCUGGACUCGGGCAAAGAUGUUACCACCCAGCAGCUGAAUUCCAAAAGCCUCGAAUAUGAGAGGGCUGUGGCAGAGUUAGAAAAUGUAAAAUCAGAGUCUGAGAUGUUAAAGAAACAGCUGUUAAAUGAAAGACUCACGAUUAAAAACCUCGAAGCGUUAUUGGCUUCAAAUAGAGAUAAAGAAUUUCAUUCUCAUUUAACCUCCCACGAGAAGGAUACAGAGAUUCAACUCCUUAAAGAGAAGUUAACCCUUUCAGAAAGCAAAUCAACUAGUCAAAGCCGGGAAAACGCCAUGCUUCGAGCCAAAGUGAUGCAAUUAGAAACAGACCAUGAUGCUCUGAAAAGGCAGAUUUCUGCAGAAAAAUAUGAGCGAGAGCGUGCGAUCCAGGAGAUGCGUCGGCACGGCCUCCCUACGCCACCGCUCAGCUCCACUCUGAAGUCUCCUCCACAGUCUCCUCAGCACGUUGACGUGUGAUCACCAGAG
Ochotona princeps (American pika) is the source of this 3672-nucleotide messenger RNA. It is a transcript of the gene CEP135, whose product is annotated as centrosomal protein 135. NCBI's taxonomy places the organism in Eukaryota, Metazoa, Chordata, Mammalia, Lagomorpha, Ochotonidae. The transcript is spliced from 25 exons. The coding region runs from base 241 to 3663 and encodes 1140 amino acids. The record is from RefSeq and is a predicted model, not a curated record.